CUCGCUUGGGCGAGAUUUGUAUUUGAGAAAAAACAAAAUGGAUUUACGACGUGUUCAGAAUGAAGAAAAAUUGAAUCUGUGUAGAAAAUAUUAUAUAGGAGGAUUUGCUUUGCUUCCAUUUUUAUGGUGUAUUAAUUCAGUAUGGUUUUUUAAUGAAGCUUUCAGAAAACCACAAUUUGAUGAACAAAAACAAAUAAAAACAUAUGUAAUAAGAUCAAUGAUAGGAACAUUAAUCUGGAUGGCCAUUAUUAUCACCUGGGUGGUCAUAUUCCAGUUAAAUAGAAGUAAAUGGGGGGCCACAGCUGAUUAUAUGUCAUUCAUCAUACCCAAGGGAGAACUUUAAAAACAGUUAUGAACAACUUAAACAGCACUGAUCUGUAAAGGCAUUUGUUAACCUGGCUGAAAAACACUUGAUGAUUAAAAGCUUAAAGAGUUUUUUUUAGUCAUAUGUUUUAAAUAUGCUUAAACAUACAUUAUUCAAGAGCUAAAUCUGCCUAUUGCAGGUCUUUCUUUACUCUAGAAAUAUUAUCUAAAUUAUUAAUUAGACAUUAAUUAAUUUAUCCAGACCAUAAUCUACUCUCAAUGUCAUCGUUGGAUAAUUUAACAUAAAAAUGGAUAAUCGAGACUUUGUUUAUUAUCGUAGCAAUGUUAGUAAUGACGAUUGAGGCUAGGCCUAAAAUUGAAUUGCUAAUAUCUCGGUUCAGAGUGAAGCAAUUUGACUGAAAUUUCAGCAUUUUCUGUUUUCAUUAUCUAUUUUUUUAAAUUAAUAUAGCGAGAACUGUCAGCUCUUUGUCUAACCUUACUUAAUGCCCCCGAUGCAAUACAUAAUUUCAGAUUUUCGGAAGACCCAUGGUAAUUUAUGUGUUCUAUAUGUAUUAUGUCUGUAAAUAACCUAUUUGUAUCUAUUUAUAAUUUAUAUAAACAUAAAGUUUCAUUGCCACUUAUUGUAUAUAAUUUAAAAGUUACAUUACUUAGAUUAGAAUUUUCUGUGGGGCUGUUAUUUAGUCUCCAAUUGACCGUAUGUAAAGUGUUGAUGACGCACUCAUUCCAUUUCCAAAUGUAUUCUACCAUAUACUUUUGUCAAAUCAAUAAAUAUUAUUUUUUUUUA
Patella vulgata (common limpet) is the source of this 1108-nucleotide messenger RNA. RefSeq names its product gamma-secretase subunit pen-2. Bases 38 to 343 code for a protein of 101 amino acids. The record is from RefSeq and is a predicted model, not a curated record. The transcript is spliced from 4 exons. Gene Ontology annotation, biological process: Notch receptor processing. Gene Ontology annotation, cellular component: gamma-secretase complex. NCBI's taxonomy places the organism in Eukaryota, Metazoa, Mollusca, Gastropoda, Patellidae.